Thalassophryne amazonica is the source of this 1087-nucleotide messenger RNA. RefSeq lists its product as uncharacterized. Gene Ontology annotation, cellular component: nucleus. Lineage: Eukaryota; Metazoa; Chordata; Actinopteri; Batrachoidiformes; Batrachoididae. The record is from RefSeq and is a predicted model, not a curated record. Bases 298 to 1047 code for a protein of 249 amino acids. The transcript has 7 exons.
UACGUCAUCUCCCACUGCCCGUUUUCUGUACGUCGCUCUAUUGUUUUUGCUUAUAAGAUCCAAGAUCAGGUGAUUGAUCCAGGAUCCGUUGAUCUUGGUCACAACAAUCUGGUUUGUUUGGUUCUUCAAACCCUGGGCGUUAUUGUUUUGUUUUGUUUUGUUUUGUUUUAUUUAUUUAUUUAUUUAUUUAUUAUUAUUUUUUUUAAGAUAAGCAGGCAUGAAUCAUCCAAGAUGAUUGUGCUCACUUGUGGACAUUGAUUUGGGUUUAUAAACUGGGUUUAUUCUGCCAUUGGCAGAAUGGCCAAAGAAAGGGCACAAGUUUUCACCCCAGUGGAGCAAGAGCUUCUGUUAGAGGGCUAUGAGGAAUUUACUGAAAUGAUUCACGCCAAAGGUAACACCGCAAAAGCUGCAAAAACAAGAAAGGAAGGCUGGCAGAAAGUGGCAGACAAACUAAAUACAAUAAAUACCAGCACACCAAGGACCUGGGAACAAGUUAAAGUAAAAUAUAAAAAUAUUCGUCAAACAGCAAACAGGAAGAAAGCAGAAUUAAAAAAGACUUGGGGAGGACCAGUUGGAUCCGACAUAACCACAGAUGAAGAGCUAAUAGUCCACCAACAUAUUCAACGCCCGAUUUUAGAGCCUAUAGAAGGGGGGACCUCCUCUUCAGAGACAAUGACAAGAUGCAGCAGUGGUGACUUCAUUUCAGUGACGGGGAACAUGGUCUCACUCCUGCCGGUGCCUGAGCAGCGGGAUGAUGACACAGGUGAUGUGGUAGAUGAGGAAACAGUGUUGGACUAUUUGUCUGGAGAAGAGGAAGCCACUGUAGGUGCACACAAGACCUCAACUACACAGUCUGCAUCAUCACAAAACAGAGGCAGGGAGGAGAAUGUGCAUGCUGUGUACAAACGGAAUCUUCUCCAGAAGAUGGAGUACCGCAGCCUUAAAAUGAAAAAGCUCAAGCAGGAUAUGGAAGUGGAUGAAUUGAGGAAAGAAAAACUACAGUUACAAAUACACUUGCUUCAGAAAGAGCUGGCUGAGAGGCAGUGAGGCCAUUUCCAUUUUUUAAUAAAACCCAGGAAUGACUGAA